Messenger RNA from Solanum stenotomum, 756 nucleotides. RefSeq names its product cytochrome b-c1 complex subunit 7. Bases 114 to 485 code for a protein of 123 amino acids. The record is from RefSeq and is a predicted model, not a curated record. Lineage: Eukaryota; Viridiplantae; Streptophyta; Magnoliopsida; Solanales; Solanaceae. Gene Ontology annotation, biological process: mitochondrial electron transport, ubiquinol to cytochrome c. The transcript has 4 exons.
AGCACCCAAGAGCGCCCGAGUAUAUAUAGGCCCAGACCUAAGUCGUUACCAGAAAAAGAAAAUCCCUAAUCUUUAAUCGUAGAGAGAAACUGUGUUUGUGUUAGCGAUUGAAAAUGGCAUCGUCGUUCUCCAGAUGGCUCGUGGAUCCGAAGAAGAACCCUCUCGCCGCCAUCCACAUGAAAACCCUCUCCUCUCGCCUCCGUAAUUACGGGCUCCGAUAUGAUGAUUUAUAUGAUCCGAUGUAUGAUUUGGACGUGAAGGAAGCUCUUAAUCGCCUUCCGAGGGAGAUUGUUGAUGCCAGAAACCAGCGCCUUCUGCGUGCCAUGGACCUCUCCAUGAAGCACCAGUACCUCCCAGAGGAUCUUCAGGCAAUGCAAACACCAUUUAGGAGCUAUCUUCAGGAAAUGCUGGCUCUUGUUAAAAGGGAGAGUGCAGAACGUGAGGCUUUGGGAGCAUUGCCUCUUUAUCAGCGUACACUCCCUUAAAGAAAUCGCAUCUCCCUUCAAACUUUUUCCAUUGAGAAUAACUACUGUACUGGUUGUAGAUCUCCGUGGCGGAGAUAGAAAUAACAGGAUGUUUGUUUGCUUCUAUGAUCCAAUACUUCAAGUUAGUCAUCCUGUGGGCUUUAUCAUUGUAAACCUAUAUUUUUUCAUAUGGGACGUGCAUUUUCACUAGAACUCCCAUAUUGCUCUGGUUUGCCAGGUUUCAUUGGUAUUUCUGAGUAUUAUAUACAUCCUGGAACGUAAUUUUUUGCUU